AUGACUUUUGCUAUGAUCUAUUUGUUGAGCUUUAAACUGCGUGAUAUACUAAUGACAAAACCGUUUGAGUUAACUUUUCGUGAAAUCGGUGAUCCGGCUCGUUUGAUACAGCUCUGUUCUAGCAUUACUAUUGGCAAGUUUACUCGUGAAACAAAAUUAUAUGAUUUGGAACAUGAUCUCUACGGAAAGCUUAUUUACAUUUUGCGAUCUUCGGAAUCAUUAAUCCGUUACACACACUACAAUAUGAAGAAUAUUAUUUAA
Thelazia callipaeda (thelaziosis nematode) is the source of this 261-nucleotide messenger RNA. The record is from the annotation of a GenBank genome assembly. NCBI's taxonomy places the organism in Eukaryota, Metazoa, Nematoda, Chromadorea, Rhabditida, Thelaziidae.